This is a messenger RNA of Lynx canadensis (Canada lynx), 384 nucleotides long. It is a transcript of the gene IQCF6, whose product is annotated as IQ motif containing F6. Gene Ontology annotation, molecular function: calmodulin binding. The record is from RefSeq and is a predicted model, not a curated record. Bases 1 to 384 code for a protein of 127 amino acids. The transcript is spliced from 2 exons. Lineage: Eukaryota; Metazoa; Chordata; Mammalia; Carnivora; Felidae.
AUGGACACACAAAAUUUAGAGAACGCAGCUGUAAAGAUUCAGUCAUGGUGGCGUGGCAACAUGGUGCGCCGGACGUUACUGCACACAGCACUCAGGGCCUGGGUCAUCCAGUGCUGGUGGAGGUCGAUGCAGGCCAAGAUGCUGGAACAGAGACGGCGCCUGGCACUAAGACUCUACACCUGCCAGGAGUGGGCAGUGGUGAAAGUGCAGGCACAGGUUCGGAUGUGGCAGGCUCGCAGACGAUUUCUUCAGGCACGCCAAGCGGCCUGCAUCAUCCAGUCUCACUGGCGCUGGCAUACCAGUCAAACCCGGGGUCUGAUCCGGGGCCGCUAUGAGGUCAAAGCCAGCCGGCUGGAACUUGACAUCGAAAUUCUCUUGACCUAG